Molecule: messenger RNA, 3838 nt
Organism: Bacillus rossius redtenbacheri
Lineage: Eukaryota; Metazoa; Arthropoda; Insecta; Phasmatodea; Bacillidae
Gene: GluClalpha
Product: glutamate-gated chloride channel
Exons: 11
Coding region: 372-1736 (454 amino acids)
Biological process (GO): signal transduction; regulation of membrane potential; nervous system process
Cellular component (GO): synapse; plasma membrane; neuron projection
Molecular function (GO): chloride channel activity; transmembrane signaling receptor activity; transmitter-gated monoatomic ion channel activity involved in regulation of postsynaptic membrane potential
Source: RefSeq, a predicted model, not a curated record
CAAUACGCAGUCGGCGUCCGGACCGCGAGCACGCACAGAGCCGCUCCGGCCUGUAGCACCCGGCAUGGCCCGCCUGUGCGGGGGACCGCUCCCCCCUCGCCGAGGGUAGCUGUCUCUCUCGCCGCGACUCCAGUCCUUGUCGCGGGCUCCUUCCCCAUCCAGCUUUAUCAGCACGCCUUCUCUCCGGCGGAGAUGGGUCUACCUGCGGAAACACAAACACCCCCGCCUCUGCGGCAGUUCAGGAACAACUUCUGGCGAGAGAACAGCUGAGUCCCCGUGUACCUCGCUGUUCAUAACCGUUCACCUGCGAGUUUUCAAGUUAUAAUUUUUGGUGGCCGCUGAGGUGGCCGGGGGCGGCGCGGGCCUGCAAGAUGCCCACCUGGCUGGCCACCCACACCGCCUCGCUGCUCCUGCUGCUCGCGUGCCUCGCGCAACUCAGCCGGUGCAACCAGGGCAAGGUGAACUUCAGGGAGAAGGAGAAGCAAGUGCUGGACCAGAUCCUGGGGCCGGGCCGCUACGACGCCCGCAUCCGGCCCUCUGGAGCCAACGGCACGGUCGCUGACGCGCCCACCAUAGUCUCAGUGAACAUCUUCCUCCGCUCAAUCAGCAAAAUAGACGAUUAUAAAAUGGAGUACAGUGUGCAGCUCACAUUCAGAGAACAGUGGAUGGAUGAGAGACUGAAGUUCAAUGAUUUCGGAGGGAGGAUCAAGUACCUGACGCUGACGGACGCGAACCGAGUGUGGAUGCCCGACUUGUUCUUCGCGAAUGAGAAGGAGGGCCACUUCCACAACAUCAUCAUGCCCAACGUGUACAUCCGCAUCUUCCCGUACGGCUCCGUGCUGUACAGCAUCAGGAUAUCGCUGACGCUGUCCUGCCCCAUGAACCUGAAGCUGUACCCGCUGGACAGACAGACCUGCUCGCUGCGGAUGGCCAGCUACGGAUGGACCACGGACGACCUGGUGUUCCUGUGGAAGGACGGAGACCCCGUGCAGGUGGUCAAGAACCUCCACCUGCCCCGCUUCACGCUCGAGAAGUUCCUCACCGACUACUGCAACAGCAAGACCAACACCGGCGAGUACAGCUGCCUGAAGGUGGACCUCCUGUUCAAGCGGGAGUUCAGCUACUACCUGAUCCAGAUCUACAUCCCCUGCUGCAUGCUCGUCAUUGUCUCUUGGGUGUCCUUCUGGCUCGAUCAGAAUGCCGUCCCGGCGCGAGUGUCCCUCGGGGUCACCACCCUGCUCACCAUGGCCACCCAGACCUCGGGCAUUAACGCCUCCCUCCCACCCGUGUCCUACACCAAGGCCAUCGACGUGUGGACGGGGGUCUGCCUCACCUUCGUGUUCGGCGCGCUGCUCGAGUUUGCCCUCGUCAACUAUGCAUCGCGCUCCGACAUGCACCGCGAGAACAUGAAGAAGCAGCGGCGACAGUGCGAGCUGGAGCAUGCCGCGUCCCUGGAGGCCGCCGCCGACCUUCUGGAGGAUGGCACCACCACCUUCGCCAUGAAGCCCCUGGUACGGCACCCGGGAGACGCCCUCUCCCUGGAGAACGCUCGCACCUGCGAGAUCCACAUGCAGCCCAAGAGGGACAACUGCUGCCGCACGUGGCUCUCCAAGUUCCCCACGCGCUCCAAGCGCAUCGACGUCAUCUCGCGGAUCACCUUCCCCUUGGUGUUCGCGCUGUUCAACCUGGUGUACUGGUCCACGUACCUGUUCAGGGAGGAGGCCGAAGUGGACUAGGGUGGGACCUCGCACCUUGUCUUCCCCGCGCUGGUGAUGGUACUGUCAGCAUCCAUCUCGGGUGAUCUUCCGCGAACUGUCUCCCUUGGUGUUCGUGCUGUUCAACCUGGUGUACUGGCUCACGUACCUGUUCAAGGAGAAGGCCGAAGUGGACUAGGGUGGGACCUCGCGCCUUGUCUUCCCCGCACUGGUGCUGGUGCCAUCAGUGGUCGAAGCCCUGCCGCGUCCAUCUCGGGUGAUCUUCCACUGACUAUCUCCCUUGGUUCUUCAGCUGUUCGGGGGCAAGGCUUCCCGACCUGCUCGCGAUCACUGAAGACACUCCUUCCAAACCCACCCUCGAGAGCUACCGGCUGAGGUUUCUGCUUCCGUGAACUCCCGUGGCGGGCGCAAGAACAUGCGGGAGUUGAACAAUUCCCGAGUUGAGGGGUUUUACCAAAAAAAAAAAAGACUUUCCAGUUCGGUGCCAUCCGUUUCCCGAUAAAAGAUACGUAAGAGUGAUUAACGUUCUGUUUGUGACUUGCGUGACUAGUGAUGAGUUGAAAUUUUUUUUUAUCUGGUCUCGUGGCGGGUAAUCUUGACAAGUGUCCCUGUUCCUGUUUCAGAAGGGAUCAAAUCAAAAAACUAUUCUGAAAGCAGUGUAACUUCACAGGAUGUACCUCUCUCUGCAAUCUGACACAGAGCUUUUGGCGCAUUGGUCCCUGACAGGAAAUCCAGGCCGCCAAUGCUGUGGCAAGCCCAAGCCCCUGGGAAUAAAAUAUCCCCCAAAACAUGUGUCUACCAGUAUCAAUAAAAUUACAGUUUCCUUUCACCGUAAAAUUAAUUGCAUCUUGUCAUACUUACAAUGUUAUAGUGUUACAAUGUUUUAGGACUAGUUUUUAAUACGGGCUACACGAUACUUGACAAAUAUGAUUUAGUUCAAGCUGGCUACAAGCAUAUGGCCUAGAUUUCAUUUGUUCAUCCAAAAAUACUUCAAAAUUUAUCAGAAAUUCAGUAAAUACUUUAAGUUUUAUAAGAAUGUGUGAGUAUAUUGAUGGGAGAUGAGGAAUUAUGACAUUAGCUGGUUAAAUAUGACUUUGGUUCCUCCCUCAAUUAGGCCACAUAGUGUGAAACAUAUAUGGCAACCAGGGUCACGAGGGAAAGUUGACUAUGUAAAUACGUAGUUCGUGAAUGUUAAUCAUAUAGACUGUAAAAAGCGAAGCAAAAACAUAUUGUUAAGUUUUUAGAGAUUGAAAGAUAUACUCAAGUUGAUUGUCCUUGACUUUUGCACUGAUUGCUUGCCAAGUUGUCACAAAGGCACUGCUCACUGCAGUCAGAUCCAGUUGUGAAGUCAAGGAUAAUCUCUGAUAACGGCCGUGAUAGCCUGCGAUCGUCUUUGAUACGUAUACUCAAAUGUUUAACUGUUUGCUUGUGAACGAAGUAUAGGGUGACCAAGUCCACCAACAAUCAUUGUUUUGUUGUGUUUCUAGAGGGUGCUAUAUUUAAACAAACAAAACGACUAUUCAGCUCACUGCACAGGCUGAGGAAAUAUUUAAAGACCAUCGGUGAAAUGUAGUGGUGGUGUAUGAAUGUAGUGACACGUGUUAUAAUCUCGAUUAGUAGGUACAUUAUCGUGGUUCAUAUCACACAAUCACCGAUCACCAAUUAGGUUCCUUUAUAUUAGCUGUGUAUAAUAGUUGUUCUUCUUGAGCACCAGUCACGACGUACCACAUUUUGCAUUAUUUAAUUCCAAGAUCAAAAACGACUGGACCUAAAGAUACUACAGAAAUGAUCUCUUCGUAUAAAAGACUGUUUAGUUUCUAAACCAACAUGUUUUUAACCUGAGGUGCACUUUGUUUCAUGAUUGUUGUAUUACGUCUUAGCUAAUUAACAAUUCUGUCACAGAAUGUUUGUGAUGUUUCCGAGCUUAAGUUUGACGUACAGUGUUCAUAAUAACAGUUGUCAUUGUUAGUUUAUUUGUUGAAGGUCAAGAGUUUAAUAAAUAUACUGACCGAAUGAAGGGUACGAGCGCAUGUUCAUUAUGUAGCAUAUUCGUGUAUAUCUUCACCAGUGUGUUGUUUGUUUAAAUACAGGAAAAUAAUGCACAUUGUAAUAAAUUCACGAAA